CUAGAAAGAGGGCGAUCAGUUCUUUGGGAUUUAUUACUUGAUGAUCUCGAAUUUCGACGUCUUUCGAUACUGCUAGAUUGGUGUGAAGAGAAUGCGUUCAAUGAACCAAGCGCGAAUUCUGAACUCACUGAAGAAUACAGUCAACUUGAGAAUGGUGCGCAUAUUCGAGCUGAGACACUUUAUCGUCGAAAGAAAGGAGAGGAGUGGUGCGAUAUGGAUUUGGAUGGUGCCAUGCACGGUCGUCUUCAUCCGAUCGAUGAGGACAGGCAAAAUCGAGUCUAUAACCUCGUUUAUACCCUUAUUCGUUGUGGCAAACUGUCAGAGGCAAUCAAGUUGUUGGAUCACGUUGGCUUGUUGGCACUGAUACCAUCGUUCAAGUUUCGCGAGAUGGCACGUGAUGCAUCAUUAACGCCCUUAUCUUGUGAUCAUCGUCUGUUCCGAUUGGCCAACUCCCGUUUGUCCUUCAAGCAAACCGUUGAGAAGAUCAUCCACAGAGGACUAUCGAUGUCACAAAUCGAACGUUGCAUUUGGUCAGCUGUUGGCGGUCUUCUAGAGCCAGGCUUGUCGUUAUCGCAACGAACCGAUGAUCGUCUUUGGUGUUAUUUGAACACAGCGAUUGAGAAUCGUUUAGAUAUCGCUAUUAUGAAACAUCAUCCAGAUCUCUGUGAUGAAGACAGUUUGCAACAAAAAACUAGUGAUCUGAUGGUGACGUCAAUCUUCGAUGAAAUCGCCACGCAGGAGCGUUCACCGUUCUAUUCAAGUUACCGUUUUCUGAUCACGAACGAUGCAGAGUCCCACGUCACUUUUAUGAGACAAUGGUUAGAAACGCAUCUCCACGAACGUCAUAAUGUUCACUUUCUGCGAUACAUCACUCAUCUUGUCAUCGUCUAUAUGUCCACCAAUCAACCAUUCGCUGAAGAAGAUGCAUACUGGAUACUGGAACGUUAUAUCGAUGUGUUGGUAUCACAGAAAAUGUACACAAUAAUUCCAUAUUAUGCGUCGAAACUUCCAUCAGAAGCAGCUGAACGUCUCACGAUUGGAUUUAUGUAUGAAAUAGAAGAUGAAAAGAUGCGCAUUGAUGUGUUAGCAUCGUGUCAUGAAGUUGGUGUUGACACGACCACACUUUGCAAGAAGGUGUUCUCGUAUGCAGUCGACGUUUGUCAGAUCGGUGAACAACGCACUGAAUCUGAUGCGAAAUUGAUAAGUGCUUGGAACUGGCUCAAAUAUCCUGGCAAAGAAGCUGUCAUCGAUGCUCUCUUCGCUGCGAAUCUCAUUCUACGCAAAUUUUUCGCUGUUGAAAAAGUGAAAGAAGCAAAGUUGGUAUUCGACCAAAUGGAAGAGAAUCUCAGCGAAACGAUAGAAAAAUUGUGGAGUAUCGAAUACCGCGAUGCGUCUAUGCCGAAAGAAUUAUCUGAUGCAAUCGCUGAAAAUCGUGCAUAUCAAGCAUAUAUCGAGGCAUCAGAUGAUUUCAAUAACUGGUUUAAACAGCUCAAAAUGACUCAACCUGAAACGCCAAAAUCACCAACAAAGGAGGUUUGGAGUCGUAUGAAUAUUCAUCAGAGGGCUGCAUUCGAAGUGGAACAAGCAAAAGUACGAGAAUUACAGCAACGUCAUCGUGCAACUUGUGAUUCGUUGCGCUCUACAGCCAUUGACUCUCUUGAAUCAUUAUCACUGUGGCCAAAUGGAUGGUUGAAAUUUGCACCUCUUGACGAAACUUUACGCAACAAUGCAGAUUUGCGGAAGAAAAUGGAAGAGUUGCGUGAAAUCAGGCAGUCAUAUGUGAGUGCAAUAUUGGGAAUGUUGAUUACAAUUUAUGAUCAGUCGCAAGAUUCGAGUGGAGCGAUCAGAUUGGCAAUGUUAUUAGCAGAUGAAAAAAAUGAAAUAGCCGAGGCUCUCUCUCGCGAUCAGCUUUGUAGCUUCGUUCGACGAUUAUCUGUUGCACAUGGUGGGAUAAAUCAAUGA
Molecule: messenger RNA, 1962 nt
Organism: Anisakis simplex (herring worm)
Lineage: Eukaryota; Metazoa; Nematoda; Chromadorea; Rhabditida; Anisakidae
Source: the annotation of a GenBank genome assembly